Messenger RNA from Parnassius apollo (apollo), 3045 nucleotides. The record is from the annotation of a GenBank genome assembly. NCBI's taxonomy places the organism in Eukaryota, Metazoa, Arthropoda, Insecta, Lepidoptera, Papilionidae.
AUGGCGUCUACUAAUUUCUUAACUGUAAAAACGCACUUAUCUGAAUUUAAAAAUAAUUCGGAUAGAGAUACAAUGAGCGAGGCAUCGGAAAGUGGUACGAGCAAUUCUGUGACGUCAGCAGAAGAUUUGCAAAAACUGGCGGUGAUACUCGGGUUAAACAGUGCUGAAGAUGUUUAUCAGGAAAGAUUUCGCGUGGACAGGCGAAGACUGGAGGGAAUGCUGGCUGAUCCUCAUGUGCGCGUAGCUGGAAGACUUGAUGAUGUGAAACUAGCCCGGGAAAAGAUUAUGCAAGUAUUGGAUACCAGGGGCGGGCUCACAAUCAAACGCGUGAUGGAAGAGACUGGCUGCCACAUCCACUUCCCGGAUUCGAACCGCACCAGCACCAUGGAGAAGAGCAACCAAGUGUCAAUAGCCGGCGAUAUGGAGAGAGUGGAACGGGCCAGGGCACGUGUUCGGGCGCUGACGCCGCUGGUGUUCUGCUUCGAACUGCCGAUCGUGGCCCCCUCGCAGCCGCUGCCCGAUAUCAACUCGCCCUACGUGCAGCAAGUGCAGGAGAAGUACAACGUGCAGGUAAUGGUGCGUAAUCGUCCAAAACUACACGCCAACUUGUUGGUGGUGAAAGGAGUCCAGUGGGAAGUGCAGGCCACCAUGGAGGCCACCGAACUGCUCAUGAAGUACAUGUGCGGACCCUUAGCUAGCCAGACGCAAGUGCAGAUGAGCGUGGAGAUCUCGGCGAUGCACCACGGCGUCGUGGUGGGGCGCGGCGCCGAGCAGCUGAAGGCCAUCGUGCGCGCCACGCGCGCCCAGAUCAUGUUCCCCGACGCCGACGACCCUAACAUCCCUGCGCUCAGGAAGAGCUGCGUCACCAUCACGGGCGGCAUGAAGGACGUGUACGCGGCCAGGCAGCAACUGGUGGGCAGCCUCCCACUCGUGGUGAUAUUCGACGUGUCUGAAGAAGCGUGUCGCAUAGAAAACGACAUGGCCGCGAAACUCAUGCAAAAGUACAACGUAUACAUCAGUAUACGUCGUAAACCAAAACAGGGCAUCGCUUCAGUGGUUAUAAAGGGCAUCGAGAGAUGCGCUGGCGACAUCUACGAUGCCCGUCGCGAGUUGCUGGGCGGCAAUGAGCCCCCGGUCACGGCAGAGAUCCCGGAGUCGUACAACAUUCCGGCGAUGCCCGCGGGCGCGAUAAAUUUCGGUGCCUUCAACCCGUUUUCGCCGAGCAACGGCUCCGCCGCGUCGCCGUGUUCGCCGUUCCUAGAUCUGGGCUUCAGCAGCGGGCUGCUGGGCGCGCCGCUGUCACCCGCCUCGCCGCCGCCCUUCCCGACGCUGUCGCCGCAUGCCCCCCCUCACGCCGCAUGCCCCCCUCACGCCGCACGCCCCCCACCCGCCACACGCCCCCUGGAUGAUCCCCUCGCCCCAGCCGCGUGCACAGAUACACUUCCCCGCGCCACAAAACAACGCCCCGCUUAUGUACAAGAACCAGCCCGCUUCAUGGAAUCCGAUGUGCGCAAACGGAGAAAUGGGUGGCAUGCAGCAGCCGGUGGUGGUGCAGCCGUCUUACCAGCAAAUGACGGCAGAUGGCAGGCCUGCGGCGAUGGCAGCAACAUGGUUUCGCCGAGCGUGUCGCCCAUCAGCAAGGCGCACAGCCCCGCGAACUCCGCAGACAACGACCGCUCCCAUCAAGGUCAGUUUGUUGCAGUACGACGGCAGCAACGUGGCUUCGCCGAUCGUGUCGCCCAUCAGCAAGGCGCACAGCCCCGCGCCCUCCGCAGACAACGACCGCUCCCACCAAGCAACGUGGCUUCGCCGAGCGUGUCGCACAUCAGCAAGGCGCACAGCCCCGCGAACUCCGCAGACAACGACCGCUCCCAUCAAGGUCAGUUUGUUGUAGUACAACGGCAGCAACGUGGCUUCGCCGAUCGUGUCGCCCAUCAGCAAGGCGCACAGCCCCGCGAACUCCGCAGACAACGACCGCUCCCAUCAAGGUCAGUUUGUUGUAGUACAACGGCAGCAACGUGGCUUCGCCGAUCGUGUCGCCCAUCAGCAAGGCGCACAGCCCCGCGCCCUCCGCAGACAACGACCGCUCACACCAAGGUCAGUUUGUUGCAGUACGACGGCAGCAACGUGGCUUCGCCGAGCGUGUCACCCAUCAGCAAGGCGCACAGCCCCGCGCCCUCCGCAGACAACGACCGCUCCCACCAAGGUCAGUUUGUUGCAGUACGACGGCAGCAACGUGGCUUCGCCGAGCGUGUCACCCAUCAGCAAGGCGCACAGCCCCGCGCCCUCCGCAGACAACGACCGCUCCCACCAAGGUCAGUUUGUUGCAGUACGACGGCAGCAACGUCGCUUCGCCGAGCGUGUCACCCAUCAGCAAGGCGCACAGCCCCGCGCCCUCCGCAGACAACGACCGCUCCCACCAAGGUCAGUUUGUUGCAGUACGACGGCAGCAACGUGGCUUCGCCGAGCGUGUCACCCAUCAGCAAGGCGCACAGCCCCGCGCCCUCCGCAGACAACGACCGCUCCCACCAAGAGCUGGUCAGCCUGAUCUCUGAGCUGCCGCUGUCGGCGCGGCGCGCGGUGGGCUGCGAGAAGAAGACGCUGCAGACCCUGGGCAAGCUGUCGCCGCUCGCGGACUACCGCAAGCAGCGAGCAGAGGCUGACAAGGCCAUGCGUGAAAACGUCGGCAGCGGAUAUCGAAUACCGACGGGACGCUGGUCCGGAUAUUACUUCAGCCACACUUCGCCCGUACCGAUUUCGCUGAACGAAAAUGAAGGAUCGACCACGCCUGAAAAGGGCUGGAACAGUUCGGAGCUGGUGCGUCCAAAUAUCGUGGAAACGCUCGCCUCUCCUCCGCAGGCGACAAAGAAGCCGUGCCGUUACCAACAGCUGUAUGAUUUACUGCGCGACAUUGGACUACAGAAGUACAUAGAGCUGCAAAAACAAGCGAACGCGUUCAAAAGUAACGGGACACCUUCAGAGAGGAAACUGAUCAAUUCGCCCCCGCAGUACAACACGGCAACACUUUCUCAAGACAAAUGGUAA